Messenger RNA from Babesia microti strain RI, 801 nucleotides. RefSeq lists its product as hypothetical. Bases 1 to 801 code for a protein of 266 amino acids. The record is from RefSeq and is a predicted model, not a curated record. Gene Ontology annotation, molecular function: GTPase activity. The transcript is spliced from 6 exons. Lineage: Eukaryota; Apicomplexa; Aconoidasida; Piroplasmida; Babesiidae. Gene Ontology annotation, cellular component: cytoplasm.
AUGUUUGGCUUAGUGGCAAUUGGCCCACCCGGGUCCGGAAAGUCAACGUUUUGUGCCGGUAUAUCCCAAGCGUUAACUCAACUUGGAAGGAAUCCAAUUAUUGUAAAUCUCGAUCCACACGUAACACCUAGUGAUCUACUGUAUGAACCUACGAUAGACAUCUGUGAUCUGGUUGAUGGACUUAUAGUUGCCAAAACAUUUGAGUUGGGUCCAAAUGCAUCACUAAUCUAUUCAAUUGAAUACCUAUUGGCAAAUUUCGAUUGGCUUGAGACCGCCAUUUUAUUGCAUAAAGAUAAAUACUUCCUAUUUGAUUUACCUGGACAAAUUGAACUAUACACUCACAAUACGGCCCUUAGAAGUAUUUUGGAAAAGUUGACUAAACUGGAUCUAAGACUUGUAGGAGUAAAUCUCAUCGAUUGCACAUUAUGUGCCGAUUCUCAAAAGUACGUAUCAGCACUAAUAUCAUCACUCAGCUCACAGAUUAUGCUAAAUCUGCCACAUAUAAAUGUAUUAUCCAAAAUUGAUCUCUUGCAGCACAUAGAAGAUGAUUUAUUAUUCGACAUAGAUUACUAUAAGGAGGUACAAAGCUUAUCACAGCUACUUUUGGGCAUGAGGGUUAAUGACGGACCCUAUAGGAUGCGCAAUGAAAAUUUUAUCAAAGUUUUGUGCGAACUUGUUGAAGAUUUCGAUCUCAUUUCAUUUUCCACACUAGAUAUUCAGUGUAAAAACUCUGUACUUAAUAUAAUCAAACUCACAGACAGAGCAAUCGGCUAUUAUAUUCCGGCAACUUCAACUUAUUAA